AUGAUGACCUGUCUUCUCAUUCUAUCAACAUUCGGCGCUCUGUCAACUGCUGCAUCCGUCGCUAGCCGCGACUCUGGUAUAUCUAAGAAGUAUGUCGCGCCUCGUGCGUCGACUUCCAAUGUUCCAGGCGUUUAUUUCGACCGGUUCUACCAGAUCUGGUUGGAAAACAUAGACUAUACCGAUGGUGCCAACAACUCUGAUUUGAAGUGGUUGGCUACCAUGGGGAUCACUUUGACCAACUAUUUUGCGACCGGCCACACCAGUGAGCCUAACUAUUGUGCAGCUGCUUCGGGCGAUAGUUACGGAAUGGAUAAUGACAACUUUCACCAAAUACCUAGCAAUGUGUCAACAGUGGUUGAUCUUCUGAACACGAAAGGUAUCUCCUGGGCCGAAUACCAGGAAGACAUUCCAGCCACUGGCUUCCAGGGCGAGAGCUUCUCAAACCAGCAAAAGGAGCUGGCCUACGUUCGAAAGCACAACCCACUGGUUCUAUUUGAUAAAAUCACGAACAAUGCCACUGCGCUGGAAUUGAUCAAGGGCUUCUCAAGCUUUGAAGAUGACUUAAAGGCUCGAACCUUACCCCAGUGGGCUUUCUUCACACCGAACAUGACCAACGAUGGCCAUGACACGAGCCUUGCUUAUGGUGCAAAAUGGGCACGCGGGUUUAUAUCUGGACUGAUGGACAACGAGUACUUUUGGAACAACACCUUGAUGCUGCUCACAUUCGACGAGACCGAGACAUAUACCGUGCCCAACCGUGUAUUCUCGAUCCUCAUUGGAGGCGCAAUUCCAAAGGACCUUGUUGGCACCAGCGACCACACUAUGUACACCCAUUACUCUACUAUAUCUACUGUCUCAGCAAACUGGGGGCUUCCCUCGCUCGGUCGUUGGGACUGCGGCGCAAACAUAUUCGGCCCUGUGGCUGACAAAGUCAACUACACUAACUGGAAGGUGGAUACAACUAAUUUAUAUCUCAACGAGUCUCUCCCUGGCCCACUGGAGGCAUUGGGCUACUCGAAAUUUCGGUCAACUUGGCCGGUGCCAUCCACAAACGAAUCUUGUUCCGCCAACAACGGCAUUUUGCAGUCUGUGAUUGACACUUAUAAAGGCCGUGAGCCAACCUAUAACUACACCGCACCCUUUGCAUAUGAUACCUCAGCAAACCUCAACCUCGGUGUUACCUAUUCUCGCAGUGGCACGACCUACAUGUCUGGUGUCAAUACUACUGGUGCUAUUGCACAAGGUUCGAGCACCGUAAGCUCCAAGUCAACUAAUGCCGCUGUCAAAACUUUGGGGCUUGGGAGCAGUCUGGCAGGCACUGGUUCUUGCUUUUCUCUAGCCGUUGCGUUAUCUGCUUUCAUUUUCUGCACGUAA
This is a messenger RNA of Penicillium nucicola, 1374 nucleotides long. RefSeq names its product acid phosphatase PHOa. NCBI's taxonomy places the organism in Eukaryota, Fungi, Ascomycota, Eurotiomycetes, Eurotiales, Aspergillaceae. Gene Ontology annotation, biological process: phospholipid catabolic process. The coding region runs from base 1 to 1374 and encodes 457 amino acids. Gene Ontology annotation, molecular function: hydrolase activity, acting on ester bonds. The transcript is spliced from 3 exons. The record is from RefSeq and is a predicted model, not a curated record.